GGACUCUAUCCUGCUGCCCGACAAUGAGGAUCUCUAGCAAUCAUAUUUAUCCAAAUACCAGUGCAACAAAAUAUUGUGCAUUCGCUGAUUAGGUCCAUUUGUUACUCUUUUAAUUAUAGUAAAUAUAUCAUGAAAUCAAAAUUCUGACCUGUGGAAAACUUUAAAGUAUCACCUUCCAGGAAACAGGGUGCAUUCAGCCGGACAGCCAGACGUGUGAGCUAUAAGAAAGAAUGGGCUAUCGGAUGCCCAAAUAUGCUGUGCCCUGCAGCAUAGCUGGUGUCCUGGUGGGUGGGUGUGUCCUCGUGAAAGAUUACAUGGGUGGUCAAAUGUACAAAUCUACAGAGCGGAUUGUGGGGAAAACAGCUAUUGUCACUGGUGCUAACACAGGAAUAGGAAAAGAAACAUGCAGAGAGUUAGCAAGGAGAGGUGGCCGUGUGAUUAUGGCUUGUCGGGACCUGGAGAAGUGUGAGAAGGCUCGUGCGGAGAUCGUGCUGGAGACAGCCAAUAGGAACAUUCAGUGUAGACACCUGAAUCUAGCCUCGCUUGCAUCCAUCAGAACGUUUGCCAAAAUAACGAAUGAAAAGGAGCCUCAUGUUGACAUACUGGUAAAUAAUGCUGGAGUAAUGAGAUGCCCUAAACUACUGACAGAAGACGGAUUUGAAAUGCAGCUGGGUGUCAAUCACUUGGGACAUUUUUUGUUAACAAUGUUGCUGCUGGACAAGCUGAAGAAGUCAGCCCCAAGCAGGAUCAUUAAUGUAUCCAGCAUAGCUCAUAACCGAGGCAGGAUUAACUUUGAGGAUCUCAACAGUGCCAAGUCAUACAACCCUUCUGAGGCUUACAAUCAGAGUAAACUAGCUAACCUACUCUUCACCAAGGAACUAGCCAAACGCUUGGAAGGUACUAAGGUAACAGUAAAUGCGGUUCACCCUGGGAUAGUGAAGACAGAGUUGGGCCGUCAUAUGAGCAUAAGUAAGUCCUACCUUUCGUGGAUCUUCCUAGGCCCACCCAGCUGGCUACUGAUGAAGACCCCCAAACAGGGAGCACAGACCACUUUGUUCUGUGCCUUGGACCCAAGUCUAGAAAAUGUCUCUGGAAAGUACUUCAGUGACUGUAAGGAGAAGGAAGUGGCCCCUGAAGCAACUGAUCCAGCUGUGGCAGCUAGACUUUGGGCAAUCAGCGAGAAAUGGACUAGACUCACGUGACACCCACACUUUCACACAUAAUUAUUUA
This is a messenger RNA of Liolophura sinensis, 1230 nucleotides long. RefSeq names its product retinol dehydrogenase 13-like. The transcript is spliced from 8 exons. Lineage: Eukaryota; Metazoa; Mollusca; Polyplacophora; Chitonida; Chitonidae. The record is from RefSeq and is a predicted model, not a curated record. Bases 231 to 1202 code for a protein of 323 amino acids.